UACAGUCAGAUUUUUAUAGAAAAUGAUUCAAAAUGAGUCCGUCCAAAUUCUUUGUGUGCUUUUUGCUGAUUUUUGUAAAGUCAGAGCUGGUCCCGGAAUUGAACACGACACAACUGCAAGAUAUGCCGCACGAAGGUCCAGAGAAGGAUCCUAAACCCUCGGAUUUUCAAUUCCUAAUUACAGGCGGAUAUAGGCCCAAGACAAACAAACUGGUCAAAUAUGUGGUUUCAUUGCGAUUGGGCAAGUCCAAGAAGUUCUUCGGGGAUAAUCACUUUUGCGCGGGUGCGAUUUUUAGCCCACGGGCCAUUCUAACGGCGGCCCACUGCUUAUAUUCUAAUCGCCGCAAGCUGAUGCCCAAGAAGUUGACGGUCAUCGCUGGGACGCCAAAGAGGCUGGUGAAAAGCGAUGCUACACAGAUAGUUCAAGCCCACAAACUCAUUCCGCACCCCAAAUACAAGAAAGGCAAAUCGCAGAAGUAUGACGUUGGUAUAGUGCUGAUGAAGGAUGAUCUCAAUCUAGGGGGCUCUGCCGCCAGUAUACCUCUGUAUAAUAAGGCUCCGGUGGCCGGGGUCGAGUGCAGCAUCGUUGGCUGGGGAACGGUCAUACAGUACGGCCCACUUCCGGAUGAGGUCAUCAAUGGCGAUGUGAAAAUCCUGCCAGACUCCUUCUGCCGAAAGCUCCUGGGCUGGAGCAACACGGGCAUGCUCUGCGCCAACGACCAGACCAACACCGAGGUGGACAGCUGCCAGGGUGACUCGGGCGGCCCGCUCAUCUGUGACAACAAGGUGACCGGCAUCGUGUCCUUCGGCACGGGUUGCGGCGAACCCGAUUCGGCUGGAAUCUACACCGAUGUCUACCACUUUCGGGAAUGGAUCAACGAGAACUCCUGCCCCCGGACCAUAUAUCCGAUUCGCACCCUAUUGAUCCUGAUGCUGCUGCUCCAACUGGCAUUUCUGGCGGGUGUAUCCUAGCACCUAGUGCCUAGUGCUAGGACAUCAUUCAACAGGCGGCGACAAACCAAAAUUGACUAAAACCAGCGGCCAUGGCUUGUCAUCCGUGGACAUGGACGUGGAUGUGGAUGUGGACGUGGAUGUGGAUGUGGAUGUGAAGGCAGGUAACGAUGGCGGUAGACAUGCGAG
This is a messenger RNA of Drosophila subpulchrella, 1139 nucleotides long. RefSeq names its product trypsin alpha-3. Gene Ontology annotation, biological process: proteolysis. The record is from RefSeq and is a predicted model, not a curated record. NCBI's taxonomy places the organism in Eukaryota, Metazoa, Arthropoda, Insecta, Diptera, Drosophilidae. Bases 33 to 971 code for a protein of 312 amino acids. Gene Ontology annotation, molecular function: serine-type endopeptidase activity. The transcript has 4 exons.